AUGAAUGAGCGUCAACUAUUAACGGAAAUUAGACUUCAACAAAAUAAAAGUACUACUCCUCUUCAACUCAUGACUGAACGAGAAUUUCGAUACUUUUUAUUUCAUUUACUAGACAAACCAAGAGAAUUUGGUGAUUUUAUCAACACUUUGUCGACAUACAAAUAUUCAGAAAUGAUCAAAUUAGAACAACAAUCUCGUGGUGAAUCAGCUUUUGCUAAAAUUCUUCGUAUUUACACUGAAGGCGAAAAUCCGUUAUCUAUCUCAACACCUCUUACAAUGGCAGAAAGACGAUCAUUCAUACUUGAUUUGAUUCCAGAAUCAUUGCAAACUACAAGAAGUCAAAUUUCAAAAAUGAAUUUAUCAAAAGAAGUUUUUGAAUCGUUUGCACAAACAUUUGGAUAUUAUCAUAAUCUUAGCAUUGAAAAUGAAAACUUAGCAGAUCGAAUUAAAGAAGUUGUUAGCUUAAAACGAGGAGCUCCAGCCCCUGUUGAAAGUUUAUUAACAACUGCAAGAUCAAUUCCAACUCUUACGCCAAGAUUAUCAUCACGAUCAACUCCAAUAUCAUUUAAUACAUCUUCUGCCAUGACAAUUCAACGUUCAAUCGCAAUGUCAACAACAGAUUUUAGAGAUACUUCAAAAAGAUCAUGGACUGCUAAAACAAGGAAAAUUGAAGUAGAGAGAAAGCCACAAGUAGAAAGAAAAGCGAAAACUGUAAAAAUUAAAUCUCGAGACGUUUUGAAGCCAAGUGUUGCUAGUUUGGUGAAGGCUAUUGAUUUAGAAGAAGCUAGAACUAUGUCGAUCGAAGAAUUAAACAAUAUUAUUCAAGAUCGCGAAAAACAGAUUAUCCAUAAUAAGCAGGAAGCUGCCACACUAUCUCAGAAAAUUACUUGCCUCAAGAGAGAUUGUAUUAAUCUAGAGGAUGAAAUCUCUUCCCUUGAAUCACAAUAUGAGUCAUAUCUUGCAGCUGCUGAGCAAAGAAAACAAGAAGAAGAACAAGAAAAGAUUCAUACUUCUAGAAUGUAUAGCUCAAGAAGGCGUGAAGCAAAUGAAAUUACUCAUCAACUUCAAGAAGCAAUUGAAGAAAAUAAGAAAUUGAAGAAGCAGCUAUCAGGAUUACAGUAA
Molecule: messenger RNA, 1122 nt
Organism: Trichomonas vaginalis G3
Lineage: Eukaryota; Parabasalia; Trichomonadida; Trichomonadidae
Exons: 1
Coding region: 1-1122 (373 amino acids)
Source: RefSeq, a predicted model, not a curated record